Messenger RNA from Neurospora crassa OR74A, 2653 nucleotides. RefSeq names its product tRNA methyltransferase. The transcript has a single exon. Gene Ontology annotation, biological process: tRNA wobble uridine modification. Gene Ontology annotation, molecular function: tRNA binding. Bases 899 to 2329 code for a protein of 476 amino acids. Gene Ontology annotation, cellular component: nucleus; cytoplasm. The record is from RefSeq and is a predicted model, not a curated record. NCBI's taxonomy places the organism in Eukaryota, Fungi, Ascomycota, Sordariomycetes, Sordariales, Sordariaceae.
CUUUGUGCCUCUUGGGAGCCGACCUCUCACACCUCGCCAAGUGCGCGUUUGUGUGUUAAAUCCCCAUCCUGGCCUCAUCGCCCUUCUCUGCACCCGGCUCAUCAUCCCCGCGGCGUUCUACACUAUACCUACCUUACGUUCUGGAAGAGGAACGAGGCGCGCCAGCACACGGCAAGGAGCCACCAGCCCUGCCCAAGAAGUCCUGCAGCCUGCAAGCCGGCCGGCGUCUAACCACAACUGACGUCGAGCGAGUUCGGUUCGGCUUCUCAUCCGGUCCUCUCAGACACUUUGGUCUAGCCCGGAGGUUCACUGCGCAAUAAGCUCAGCCUCGCCCGAACCAGCGGUCAAGUUCAGAGUCACUCAGAUCUUAGACACGCCCUUUCGUGCUCACUCUCAGUCAUACAGGCCCUCGCCGAAUGCGGGGUAACGGCCCAACUGUUUGGACCAGAAAAACACAGCCCGGACAACGCAACUUGCUGAACAACACAAUACACACAACACCUCAUACCUCAGCAUUCAAGCACAAGCACACAACACACACCACCAUUCCACCUUGUCCGGCCACCUAGGCCCACUCGGCUCAUUGUCCGACCUCCCCGACCCUCCAUCCAACUGAUUGCUCGUGCUGGCCAACUCUCUCCUACCAUCACGCACUCCUGCUCUAGCCUCAGGGGUAAAUCCAGCUCGUCGGGAGGCAGACAAAAAAAAGCAAGAGAUUUCUUGGAGCCCAGUGGUUGAGUUGGGUAUCAUUCGAUUCGGAACCUCACUUGGCACCGCCUUGUGCUUGGUUGUCUUGCGUUGCCUCGAGUUCACUACCCCUGGCUAUCUUUCCUUAGCGUAUGUGCGCAUUGCCGUUUCCUUGACCUCUUCGCUCCUUACCUUGUCACUCCCCGGUAAGAUGGGAUCACAUUCACUACCCUCCGCGUCAGCGGCUGAUGCUGUUGCGAAGCUGGCAGCAGCGGAAGCUUUGAAAUCAACUGCCGCCUCUGCCGCCUCUGCCGCCUCUGCCCCUGGCAGUAGCACAGAAACAGCUUCAAGAACCGCACAAGGUGCGAGUGCAGCCGGGGACGCCGGUCCGGUCACUGCGGUGCCCUCCUCAGAUACCCCAUCGGUAGCGGUGGACCCAGAAGCUGAGGCGGAGGCCUACGAGCGUGCCAACGUUCACAACGUGUACGAGGCUAUUGCACCGCACUUUUCGGCCACGCGGUACAAGCCCUGGCCUGCCGUGGCCCAGUUCCUGCAUGCCCAGCAACCUGGAUACGUAGGUCUCGAUGUGGGCUGUGGCAAUGGCAAGUACCUGGGUGUCAACAAGAACGUCUUCAUGGUGGGCUCGGAUCGGAGUGCCAAUCUUGUUGCCCAUGCCAACGAGCGUGUGAAGGAGCUACAGAAAGCGCAGCAGCAGCAACCUCUGGCUGAAGUCGUCAGAGCCAGGAUAGGUGGCAGCAAGAAAGAGAAGAAGCAAAAACAAGAAGUACCUACAGGCGGCGAGCGUGAGUCAGAGGCUCCGAAUGCCGUCAUUGGGAAAGAAACCGGCAGUGAAGUGGCAGUGGCGAACGACGUGCUUGUGGCCGAUGGGCUAUCGCUGCCCUUCCGUGAAGGCCGAGCUGACUUUGCUAUCUGCAUCGCCGUCAUCCACCACAUGUCCACCCGGACUAGGCGCCAGGAGGCCAUUCGACAGCUCCUGAAAUGCGUCAGACCCGGCGGCCAAGUCAUGGUGUAUGUCUGGGCAUUGGAGCAGGGCGAAAGUCGUCGUGGAUGGGACGAGGGCGGAGAGCAGGAUCUGUUGGUCCCUUGGGUGCUGAAGAGUCAACAACCCAAACCCAAGAAGGAAAAGCAGCCCAAGGCUUCGAAGCAGAAGCAAAAGUGGCCGCAGCAGCAGCAGCAGCAGCAGCAGCAACAACAAACGCAUGAGCAGGCGAAUACGCCAAUGCAGCAGCAGAAUCAUGAUAGCACCGAGCCACAGGAAGCUAUCACUGCAAAAAAUGUUGGGGAAAAGGGGGCGACCCCAACAUCAUCAUCGAUAUUAUCACCGUCGUCCGUCCCCAAAGACGCUAGCAUGACGAUCGGCGGCGGCACGGGGGCGGGCGUAACCGAACCUGCAAGCGCAGCCGCAGCCGCGGUGGCAGGCCCUGAUGCCAAGACCGACACCGGGGAUGCCGCCGCCAACGCCGACGCAGUUUUCCAGCGCUACUACCACCUUUACCGUAACGGUGAGUUGGAAGAGGAUGUGUUGGCAGCGCGAGGCGCAGUCGUCAUGAGCGGAUAUGAGCGCGACAACUGGUGGGUUGUGGCUACCCACGCUACCAAUGACGAUACAUUGCAGGACUAGUCAUGUGUUUUGUCGACUCAGGACCGUCAAACAGAAUUAGAAUCACCGACUUGGAUUGUUAAAGGCAGUGAGCCGAUCUUCUUACCAAAGAAAGAAUAGACAUUAUGACUGCAUACCGCAUUACAUCCAUCCAUCCAUCCAACACCUCUUAGCCACUGUCGCCGACCCGGUGCCUGACGCUAUCGCUAGUGGUUCAAGUGAUUGGUUCAAACCUCGCACUUUUCCUCAAACCAAACCCUGAUCCUGCAGACAGACCUUUUACCCCUGCGUCAUGUCUCCCGUCUUUGUCUCCUUUGUUGUUUUAGUACUAUGUAUAGGUGAAUG